Phlebotomus papatasi is the source of this 1472-nucleotide messenger RNA. It is a transcript of the gene mEFTu1, whose product is annotated as elongation factor Tu. The record is from RefSeq and is a predicted model, not a curated record. Bases 22 to 1404 code for a protein of 460 amino acids. Gene Ontology annotation, molecular function: GTPase activity; GTP binding; translation elongation factor activity. Gene Ontology annotation, biological process: mitochondrial translational elongation. Gene Ontology annotation, cellular component: mitochondrion. The transcript has 2 exons. NCBI's taxonomy places the organism in Eukaryota, Metazoa, Arthropoda, Insecta, Diptera, Psychodidae.
ACAAAGAUAAACUACAUCAAAAUGACUACAUACACAGCCUUGAGAGCCCUUCUGACGCCACUCUUCAGAGACGUCGCGAGGAAGGCAUGGAUUUCUGGGCCGCAGAAGGUGAUUUCCUGCCAAACCAGAGGCUAUGCCGAGAAGAAGGUGUUCCAGCGUGUGAAACCUCACUGCAAUGUGGGGACUAUUGGCCAUGUGGACCAUGGAAAGACUACCUUAACAGCUGCAAUCACUCGAGUACUGGCAGACAAAGAUCUGGCUGAAUCCCGGAAAUACACGGAUAUCGACAAUGCCCCUGAGGAGAAAGCCCGUGGAAUCACAAUAAAUGUUGCUCAUAUUGAGUACCAAACCGAUACCAGACACUAUGGGCAUACAGAUUGUCCUGGACAUGCCGAUUACAUCAAGAACAUGAUCACCGGAACAGCCCAAAUGGACGGAGCGAUUCUCGUUGUUGCUGCCACGGAUGGAGCAAUGCCCCAGACACGGGAGCAUCUGCUCCUGGCCAAGCAGAUCGGCAUCAACUACAUCGUCGUCUUCAUCAAUAAAGUCGAUGCUGCUGAUCAGGAAAUGGUUGAACUGGUUGAAAUGGAAAUCCGGGAAUUGAUGACAGAGAUGGGCUUCGAUGGAGACAACGUGCCAGUGGUCAAAGGCAGUGCCCUAGCUGCCCUCGAGGGCAAAGAUCCGGAGAUUGGAGCGAAUGCUAUACUGAAGCUUCUCGAGGAAGUGGACAGAUUUAUCCCAACUCCCGAGCGAGAUCUCGAUAAACCCUUCCUGCUGCCCGUGGAGAAUGUCUACAGCAUCCCUGGAAGGGGAACUGUAGUCACGGGACGCCUGGAAAGGGGCACCCUGAAGAAGGGAUCCGAAUGCGAAUUUGUCGGCUACAACAAAACUUUCAAGUCCACAGUCACGGGAGUUGAGAUGUUCCACCAAAUCCUGGAGGAGGCUCAUGCAGGUGAUCAGCUGGGAGCUCUUGUCCGUGGAAUCAAGAGGGACGAAAUUAAGCGCGGAAUGGUGAUGGCAAAGCCAGGAACUGUCAAAGGAUACGAUCAUUUUGAGAGCCAGGUUUACAUUCUCAACAAAGAAGAAGGUGGACGCUCCAAGCCCUUCACCAACUUCAUCCAGCUUCAGAUGUUCUCACGCACCUGGGACUGUGCCACGCAAGUGACAAUCCCAGGCAAGGAUAUGGUGAUGCCAGGAGAAGAUGCCAAGCUCGAUAUGCGCCUGAUUCGGCCGAUGGUGCUCGAACAGGGACAGAGAUUCACACUGAGAGAUGGAAGCUUGACCCUGGGCACGGGAGUGGUCACCAAAGUGCUGCCUCUGCUCACGGACAAUGAGCGCAUUGCUCUUGUGGAGGGCAAAAAGGCGCGCGAGAAGAAGGCAAAGGCCGUGGAGCAAGGAAAGUAGAAACAGUAACUAUUAGUGUAACUUUUAUUAUGAAGAAUAAAGAUAUGAAUUAAUAAAAUCAUUAAAAA